Molecule: messenger RNA, 2996 nt
Organism: Arabidopsis thaliana (thale cress)
Lineage: Eukaryota; Viridiplantae; Streptophyta; Magnoliopsida; Brassicales; Brassicaceae
Product: Leucine-rich repeat protein kinase family protein
Exons: 1
Coding region: 273-2834 (853 amino acids)
Cellular component (GO): membrane
Molecular function (GO): protein serine kinase activity; protein serine/threonine kinase activity; ATP binding
Source: RefSeq, marked reviewed
AAAAAGAUACUCUUGUCAUAAUCAGAGGUAGGGGAAGCUUAAUAUUAUAUAUUAAUCUAUGACAAAAAUCCUCCUUUUUCUUGUUUUUAUGUCCUUUGGUCUCUCGUGUUCUUGAGAAGCACCACAGAGUUAAACAAACACUUUUUCUAUCUUCAGAUCUCUCCUUAAUAUUUGUCUUCAACUGUUUCUUGCAUGAGUACCCUAAAGUAGCUUCAGUGAGAUUUUCUUUUUUCUGGAGGCAGAUUUUGUUGUUUAGCUCCAAGCUUUCUUCAAUGGGUCUUGGUCUUGGUUUUUGGGGUUAUGCAUUGUUUCUUUCUCUGUUCUUGAAGCAAUCUCAUUGCCAAGAACCAAACACAGAUGGUUUCUUUGUCUCUGAAUUCUAUAAGCAAAUGGGUUUAAGCUCUUCUCAAGCUUAUAACUUCUCUGCUCCUUUUUGUUCAUGGCAAGGUUUGUUCUGUGAUUCCAAGAAUGAGCAUGUGAUUAUGUUAAUUGCUUCUGGAAUGAGUUUAUCUGGUCAAAUCCCUGAUAACACAAUUGGUAAACUCAGCAAGCUUCAAUCUUUGGAUCUUAGCAACAACAAAAUCUCUGCUUUACCAUCUGAUUUCUGGAGUUUGAACACUUUGAAGAAUCUCAACCUCUCUUUCAACAAGAUCUCUGGGUCUUUCUCUAGUAAUGUUGGCAAUUUUGGGCAGCUUGAGUUACUUGAUAUCUCUUACAACAAUUUCUCUGGUGCAAUCCCUGAAGCUGUGGAUUCUCUUGUUAGUUUGAGAGUCUUGAAGCUUGAUCAUAAUGGGUUUCAGAUGUCGAUUCCACGAGGACUUCUUGGUUGCCAAUCCCUGGUUUCUAUUGAUCUCUCCUCUAACCAGCUUGAAGGGUCUCUUCCUGAUGGGUUUGGCUCUGCAUUUCCAAAGCUUGAGACUUUGAGCCUUGCAGGAAACAAGAUUCAUGGCAGGGACACAGAUUUUGCUGAUAUGAAAUCCAUCAGUUUUCUCAACAUUUCAGGAAAUCAGUUUGAUGGUUCAGUGACAGGUGUGUUCAAGGAGACUUUAGAAGUGGCUGAUCUCAGCAAAAACCGGUUUCAAGGUCAUAUCUCAUCUCAGGUAGACUCCAACUGGUUUAGUUUGGUUUAUCUUGACUUGUCUGAGAAUGAGCUCAGUGGAGUUAUCAAGAAUCUGACACUACUAAAGAAGCUCAAGCACUUAAAUCUAGCUUGGAAUAGAUUCAACAGAGGAAUGUUUCCGAGGAUUGAGAUGCUUUCUGGUUUAGAGUAUCUUAACUUGUCAAACACAAAUCUUUCUGGUCACAUACCUAGAGAGAUCUCAAAGCUGAGUGAUUUGAGUACACUCGAUGUUUCUGGAAACCAUCUUGCAGGACAUAUCCCGAUUUUGAGUAUCAAGAACCUUGUGGCUAUCGAUGUGUCGAGGAACAAUUUGACGGGAGAGAUACCGAUGUCUAUCCUUGAGAAGCUCCCUUGGAUGGAGAGAUUCAACUUCUCUUUCAACAACUUAACAUUUUGUUCCGGAAAGUUCUCAGCUGAAACUCUGAACAGAUCCUUCUUUGGUUCUACAAAUAGCUGCCCUAUCGCUGCAAACCCAGCACUUUUCAAGAGAAAAAGAUCAGUCACUGGAGGACUUAAGCUGGCUUUAGCAGUGACGCUUUCUACGAUGUGUUUACUCAUAGGAGCAUUGAUUUUUGUAGCAUUUGGCUGCAGAAGGAAAACUAAAUCCGGUGAAGCCAAAGAUCUCUCAGUAAAGGAGGAACAAAGCAUUUCAGGUCCAUUCUCUUUCCAAACAGAUUCCACUACAUGGGUGGCUGAUGUGAAGCAAGCAAAUGCAGUUCCUGUGGUUAUCUUUGAGAAGCCAUUGUUGAACAUAACGUUUUCGGAUCUCUUGUCUGCAACUUCCAACUUCGACAGAGACACUCUCUUAGCGGACGGCAAAUUUGGUCCUGUUUAUCGAGGUUUCCUCCCCGGUGGGAUACAUGUAGCUGUAAAAGUUUUGGUUCAUGGCUCAACUCUUAGUGACCAAGAAGCAGCUAGAGAGCUCGAGUUUCUUGGAAGGAUCAAGCACCCAAAUCUUGUCCCAUUAACUGGAUAUUGCAUAGCCGGUGAUCAAAGGAUCGCCAUUUACGAGUACAUGGAAAACGGUAACUUGCAAAACCUGCUUCAUGAUCUGCCAUUUGGAGUUCAGACAACAGAUGAUUGGACCACGGAUACAUGGGAAGAAGAAACUGACAAUGGAACCCAAAACAUAGGGACUGAAGGCCCUGUGGCGACAUGGCGGUUUAGGCACAAGAUAGCACUUGGAACUGCCCGAGCAUUAGCUUUCCUUCACCACGGUUGUUCACCGCCAAUAAUCCAUAGGGAUGUGAAAGCUAGUAGUGUUUAUCUUGACCAGAACUGGGAACCAAGAUUAUCUGAUUUUGGUUUAGCCAAAGUUUUUGGAAAUGGUUUGGACGAUGAGAUUAUUCAUGGCUCACCUGGUUAUCUCCCUCCUGAGUUCUUGCAACCCGAACACGAGCUGCCAACACCGAAAUCUGACGUCUAUUGCUUUGGAGUUGUUCUGUUUGAACUCAUGACAGGGAAAAAGCCGAUUGAAGAUGAUUAUCUUGAUGAGAAAGAUACUAACUUGGUGAGUUGGGUUAGAAGUUUAGUUAGGAAGAAUCAAGCAUCAAAAGCUAUUGAUCCAAAAAUCCAAGAGACAGGCUCAGAAGAACAGAUGGAAGAAGCUCUCAAGAUUGGUUACCUCUGCACAGCUGAUCUUCCUUCAAAGCGGCCAAGUAUGCAGCAAGUAGUUGGUCUUCUUAAAGAUAUUGAACCAAAAUCUAACCAGUGAAACAUCACUUUCUGAAUCUCUACAACAAUGUUCUUUUUCCCUUGAAAGUUUUAUCUCUUUACCUUUUUCCAAUGUUUUGCUGUUUCCCAUUGUUGUAUAUAUAAGCUUGUUUGCGUUAACCUCUAUAUCAAACCUUCUUGCUUCACAUAAAACUUGUUGCAC